AUGAACGAGACUUCGCGCAGUCAAUCAAGUUUGAACUUAUUCAAAACUCAAGAUGGAUAUCCAAUCGAACGAAAAGUGAUUGAACCUUCAGGUCGAUUAGGUUCACUUUAUGAUGCUUCAACAGAUAACUUAAUUGAUCGACAUUCUGCUCAAAGAAUUGAAAGUAAAAUACCACGUAAACGUUUUACAUGUCGGCUGCUCUCACGUGAUCAAUCGACAGAUCUCAUUAGUUUUCUCAAAGAUAUCGAUUUUGACGAUGCAAUUCGACAAAGUAUUUGUCUUCAAAUGAUCACACCAAGAGGCAUUAGCCGUCUUAUUGAAUAUAAUCAAGUUGUUGAUGAAAAUACUCGUUUUCUAUAUUAUUGUUACAGAGCUAGAAAAGAAUGGUUAGAUGUGACAGCACAUCAAACGCAUAAAAUCGUUGCAGCACCAUUAAAUCCAACUGAAGCAACUCAUAUGAUAACGAAAAUCUUAUGGGGUUUUGAAGUUUUAUGUGUCAUACAAAUUCCAAAACAUGAAUCCGUAAAUUCAGUCGAUCAAUUACUUCAUCAUAUUUGUGAUCAACUUCAAAAUAAUCGAAUUCCAAUUAAACUUAACAGUAAUGAUCGACAACUCAUCAAUCAAUUAAAUAAUAUUGUUGUGUAUGGAUCCGAAACAUGUAUCAAUCAAGCGAAUACAUCAUUAUUAACUAUUCUCACUAGGAUACAAGAUUGGCAAAAAGAUUCAAAUGUUCAUCAACCACUUAUUUAUACGAUGCAACCAUUAAGAUGGCUUUACAAUGGUCCACAGUUUAAUGUACCAUGUAGUUUUCCUAGACCAGAUAAUCCUCAUAUUGCACGAAUUGAAAUUGUAAUCAAACGAAUAAAUAAUCAGAUAAAAGAUCUUGAAGAAAUAUUUCGAAAUCUUCCAACAAAUUUUUCAAGUACAAUACUUGAUCAACGUUUAAAAAAUCUUCAACAAAAAUAUCGUUUUGUAUUGAAUUCACAGGAUAAUUUUCAAGAACAUCUUCGACAAGCACUUAAAGAUAUUCGUCGACAUUGUAUCGAACCACCAACAUUAGAUGAUAUUAUUGGUGAUCAACGUUAUGAAUGUUUACGUAACAGCGAACUAGAUAAAUUUCUUACUAAUAUUCAACAAUUGUUAAACAAAUCGAUAUUAAUCGAAAAAUUAAAGAACAAUCAUAUUGAAUAUUUCAAUGUAUUCGAUAUUCAUUCUAAUCAAGAAAUACCAACGACGAUUGAUAAUAUUGAUGCUAUACUUAAACGUACUUAUUCCAAUAAAAAUGAUUCUGUAAUUCUUUGGUAUUCAAGUGAUCGUUUAAAACGUGAAAAAGAAGAUCUAUACCAACAAAUAUAUCAAGAAUUAACUUGGGAACAACAACAACAUGUAGAACAACGAAUAAAAUUAAUCUAUGUUGAUUUCAGCUACUUCAAAGAUAAAUUAGAAGAUUUUAUCAUUGUAAGAUUACCAUUGGCAGAAACACUGAUAACUGAACGUGAUUCUAAGAAAGACACAGUACAUCUAUUACCACCUUCAAAGCAACGAGCGAGAUCAUCAUCUCCACUAUCUAAACAAUCAUCGAGAUCAUCACCUACUUUGCCUAAACCUCCACCUGUACCUCCAAGAGAACCAUUGUCAAUAUCAAAGCCGAUUGAAAUUAAUGUACUACUCUUGGGAGAAAUAGGUGUUGGAAAAUCAACAUUUAUUAAUGCAUUUAUUAAUUACUUAAAAUUUGAAAAUCUUCAACAAGCUGAACAAGAUGAGCCAGUUGUAUUAAUUCCAGUUUCAUCUCUUAUUACUGUUGGUGAUCGAUCGGAUGAAUUUGCUGUCAAAUUAGGUAAUGCGGAUUCGAAUGAGAAUCAUGAACAGCAAGGUCAAUCAGUAACACAACAAUGCAAAUCAUAUGUAUUCGAUUUGAAUAAUAGAUUACGUUUACGAUUCAUUGAUACACCUGGUAUUGGUGAUAAUACACGAGAUAUAAAAACUAUUGAUCAUAUAUUGACUUACAUUAAUAAUUUAUCUCAUUUAAAUGGUAUUUGUUUAUUAUUGAAAUCAAAUACUGCUCAAUUGAAUGUUUUCUAUCAUUUAUGUCUUAAUCAAUUGUUAACUUAUUUAACACCAACUGCUUAUAAUAAUAUUAUUUUCUGUUUUACAAAUACUCGAUCAACUUUGUAUGCACCAGGUGAUACUGGUCUAUUACUUCGAAAAAUGCUUGAUGAUGAACAUCUUAAUAAUAUUCCAUUUAAACAAGAAAAUACAUUCUGUUUUGAUAGUGAAUCAUUUCGAUAUUUAGUUGCAAGAAAAUGUGGUAUUAAUUUUGAUGAAUAUCAAAAACAAGAAUAUAUUUCGAGUUGGUAUACAUCAGUAACGGAAUCAGUUCGUUUACUUAAAUACAUUCGAAAAUGCAAAUCAUACUAUCUAGAAGAUUGGUUAUCGCCACGAAAAGCUAUUUUUGAUAUAUUAAUGCUUGUUCGACCUCUCCUGGAAACAUUACGAUUAAUAAUUUAUAAUUGGAAAUUAAGUGAAGCUAAAAUAAGUCUUAAUCAUAUGGUAUUAAAUUCAAAUCCAAUCGAUAUUGAAAUGUGUACUAAUUGUGCACAAAUUAAAGUUGUUGAAGUAGGUCCUUUUUGGUUAAUUCAAUAUCAAUCGGCUAUUUUGGAUAACAAUACAAAUCAACAUAGCUGUUGUCCUAUAAAUGGAAAACAUUUUUUAAUUGAAUUCAAUGUAACACAUGAAUUUGUUCCACUACCAGCAGGUCUUAAAAAUGAACGAUGGCAAAGUUCUUUUCAUAAUUUUCUAUUUAAAUGUGAUCGACUUCUUCAUUUCCUACGACAACAAGAAUCAACGAUUCAAGAUGAUCCAUUUCAAUAUAUACUCGAACGAUAUCUCGAAGAAGAAGAACAAAUUUCUCAAAUUCCUAAUAUAAAUUCAAAUAUGAAUAAAUCAAUAUAUGAUGUAUUAAAAUCUAUAAAACAAAUACGUGAAGAAAAUAGACGAAAAUUAUUGGAAUCAAAUGAAAGACUUUCACUUAAUCUCGUCUAUCAAAUAAUCGAUGAAUUAAUAGCCAUACCGACCGUUAGAAAACAAAUAGAUAGUAUUAAAAGAAGUCGUCAAUUAAAAAUGAAACAACAUGAACGUACAAUACCAAAAAACUUAAUUAGAAACAAAAUCUUUGCUUGA
Rotaria sordida is the source of this 3180-nucleotide messenger RNA. The record is from the annotation of a GenBank genome assembly. Lineage: Eukaryota; Metazoa; Rotifera; Eurotatoria; Philodinida; Philodinidae.